CGACUGUCCACCACACCACAUUCUUUUUCCUAAGCAGUCAACUUUCACUGCACUCGAGACAAAGCUGCUUCAACAGCAGAGAGCACUGCGGUGCAACACUCACCAGGUGCUGCCGACGGCGUAAGACUGAGGCCAAGCCGCGAAGCAAUGACUCUAACAAGAAGAACAAGUCCCCGCAACCCGGAUGAGUUCCCCACGGUCCAGCUCUUCUUGCUAGCCAUCGUCCGCCUCGCCGAGCCCAUCGCGCUCACCUCCAUCUUCCCGUAUGCCUGGGCUCUCAUUAAGCGUUUUCAGAUCGGCAGCGAAGAUGACGCCUCCUUCUACGCCGGCCUGCUCAUCUCGGCCUUCUCCCUGGCGGAAGCCCUGAUGGGCAUGUACUGGGGCGGACUGUCGGACAGGGUCGGCCGCAAGCCCGUCCUGCUGCUAGGGUGCGUCGGCACCAUGUUCAGUAUGGUUAUGGUCGGGUUUGCCCAGAACAUCUGGGUGGCGCUGCUGGGGCGGACCAUCGGCGGUCUCCUGAAUGGCAACAUCGGCGUCAUCCAGACCAUGGUCGGCGAGCUAGUCACCAAGCCGGAACAUGAGCCUCGCGCAUUCUCAAUCAUGCCCUUCGUCUGGAGCGUCGGCACCAUCAUCGGGCCCAUGAUAGGGGGUUUGUUUGCUGACCCCCACGAGUCGUACCCCCACCUGGUCCCCAAAGGCUCCCUGUUCGAUCGUUUCCCCUACCUGCUACCAAACCUCAUCUGCGCCGGCAUGCUCCUAGUGAGCAUCGUGCUCGGCUACUUCCUGCUCGAGGAAACCCACCCCGACAUGCAGCCCCGCGUGCUCCUGCCGGAGGACACCUUCGUCUCCGAGAACACACCCCUGAUCGAGACGUCAGACGCCAUGAAGCGCCCCGCCGUCGACCUCCGCGACGAGAACUACGGCACCGUGCGCUCGCGCGACGCGCGUUCCACCGAGUGGGCCACCAAAGACCUGGAAAAACAGCCCGUCAGCAUCUUCUGCAAGCGCAUCAUGGCCGUCAUCCUCUCCCUGUCUAUCUUCACCUACCACUCCAUGACCUUCGACCAUCUCCUGCCCAUCUUCUUCGAGGACGACCGCACACCAUCCCACUCGCUGACCGUCAUCAAAACCCUCGCCCGCGGAGGCCUGUUCUACUCGCCGGGGGGCCUCGGCCUGUCGCUGCAGGCCGUGGGCUUCAUCAUGGCGGUCCAGGGCGCCAUCGCGCUGUUCAUGCAGGCCGUCGUGUUCCCCGUCAUGGCGGAACGCGUCGGCGUGUACCGCCUCUUUGUCCUCAUCACCUUCUUCCACCCGGUCGUGUACCUGAUUAUGCCGGCGCUGCUGUAUGUGCCCGAGGGCUGGCUGUACCCGGCGAUUUACUUUUGUCUGGCCGUCCGGAAUUUCUUUUCGAUACUGCUGUACCCGCUGCUGCUCAUCCUCAUCAAGGAGGCCACGCCCAGCUUGACGGUGCUUGGCAGGGUGAAUGGCUUGGCGGCGAGCGCUGGUGCCGCGUGUCGCAUGGUCGCGCCGCCGGUGGCUGGGUAUCUGUAUUCUGUGGGGAAGAAGAUGGAUUGCACCGCGCUGGCCUGGUAUGGGAGUACCCUGGUGGCGAUUAUUGGGGCGGUGCAGUGCUUCUCGGUCAAGAGGGCACGGGACGACAGGGGCAAGGGGGUGGAUGUCGAGGAAGCGGUGGAGUAAUGAGGGUGCUUGGUUGGGUUGAGCUACGGGGUGAAGCGAAGGAAAGGUUAUGUGUCUUUCAUACGUUUGGAGCUCGUGGGAGAUAAUGGCGAGAAAAAGGGCAUGUCAGGUUGCCAGUGUGGCAUUGUGAUAAACGCGGCGCAAGGAGUUUGGUUGCUUUUUGCUAGGCGUAUUGGAUAUGGCGGGUAGCGGGGUGUUUGGGUCACUUGAUG
Parathielavia appendiculata is the source of this 1907-nucleotide messenger RNA. Its product is annotated as MFS general substrate transporter. Gene Ontology annotation, biological process: transmembrane transport. The record is from RefSeq and is a predicted model, not a curated record. NCBI's taxonomy places the organism in Eukaryota, Fungi, Ascomycota, Sordariomycetes, Sordariales, Chaetomiaceae. The transcript is spliced from 4 exons. Bases 148 to 1695 code for a protein of 515 amino acids. Gene Ontology annotation, molecular function: transmembrane transporter activity.